GGUGGCGGUUCAGCUACCUAUAUACCUAUCUAUUGUCUUGUCCUGUGUCGGACCCUGACUGACCCCUUUUCGAUCUAUAUCUCCCUCCUCAAGCCCCCUCUCUCCACCCACCCACCCACACACACUUUCUCUAUUAUAUAUAUAUUCCCGCCCGAGCUGACUAUCCGUCUACUGGGUCCUCCCUCCUAUAUAUCUCAGGCCCACCACCAACCCACACCCCCCUCGGAGAAUAACUAGGACGUAGCCCACUCAACCAUCGCCCAUCCAGCCUCACACUCGCCACCUCUCAAACUACCCCCAUCCCUCCGUCCCUCCUCCCACCCACUCCGAUGCUUCUUCUCCCGCGACCUUCGGCUUCUGCCGUCCGGGGCAUCGACGCGGUGCUCGCGCCGGCAGGGCCUUCGCCGCGGGCUCCCCGGCAACACUCGUCUCCGCCAUCGCCCCCGUCGUCCGUGCCCUCGCGCUCGCCGUCCCCUUUCCUCGACCCGCCCUCCUCCUCCUCCUCCUCGUCGACGACCAGCCUCGCCCACCGCCGGCCGCCGGCCGCCGGCAAGGCCGAGCAGCGGCAGCACAAGGGCAAGGAGAAGGCGUCGCCGCGGCGGCCCUGGGCCGACGAGCCGUGGCCUCUGAUCGCGACGCCAGCGACGCCGCCGCACGCCGCCCCGCCCCCGCCCCCGACCGCCCACAUCGCCGCCGAGCUCGCGCUCGUGCACAACGCGAUGCUGCGCGGGCUCAACGCGCUGUACCUGCAGGCGCCGCACGUCGCGGCCCCGCACCCCAACCCGAGCCCGAGCCCGGCCGCCCUCGCGCGCACCGCCGACUUCGCCUUCCUCGCCCACGCCUGGGCGUCCUGGGUCCGCGCGCACCACGUGCUGGUCCGCGAGAAGGCGGUGCCGGCGCUCGAGGCCGCGCUGGGCGCCGCGCCGGGCGCGCUGGCGGCGGGGUGCUGCCCCGCCCCGCCCGCCGCGGACCCCGUCGCCGCGCGCCUCGACCUCCUGCUCGCCGACGCCGCCGCCCUGCGCGCGCGCCCCGCGUCCUACGACCCCCGCGCCCUGCGCCGCCGCCUCGCCGCGCUCGCCCGCGUCCUCGUCCCGCGGCUGCACGCCCAGGUCGCGGCGCUGGCGCGCGGCAGCAGCAGCAGCGGCGGCGGCGGCGGGGAGGCAGCGCCGUGCUCGCCGCCGCAGUCGCCCUCGUCGUCGCCCACGGGCUCCGUGCGCGGCAGCACCCGGCGCCCCCGCGCCGCGCGCCCCGCCACCGCCGCCGACCUCGCGCGCAUCUACCGCGGGCUGGCCGCCGCCGCCGCGCCCGCCGCCGACCCGUACGCCGCCGCGCCGCUGGUCGCGCACCUGCACCACCGCGCACGGCGUGUGCCUGCCGCCGCCGGUGCCAGCGAGUGGCCCCACUUCUCGGUCCCCGCGCUGCAUGCCGUCGCCGACCGCCUCGCGCCCCGGCACGCCGGCGCCUGGCGCUUCCUGCCCUGCGACGUGUGGGGGCGCCCGCGCGAGCUGCCGUACGCGCUGGGCCCGGCGGGCGAGGGCGUUGAGGAGGAGGAGGAGGAGGAGUAG
Molecule: messenger RNA, 1565 nt
Organism: Durotheca rogersii
Lineage: Eukaryota; Fungi; Ascomycota; Sordariomycetes; Xylariales; Xylariaceae
Exons: 2
Coding region: 330-1565 (411 amino acids)
Source: RefSeq, a predicted model, not a curated record